AUGGCUGCGUCGAAGCUCGGCUCCAAAGAUGCAUCCACACGCCCAACCGUCGGCUCAACGCUCGACGCGAGCGCGCUGACGCCACCUGCUUCGCGUUUCACGAUCGAUAAAAUACCCACAGUGCACCCACCGCGUUCGAUGCGGCAGAUCGACCCGCGUCGCGACGCGUGCUGCGACGAGAAGAUGCGAUGGCUGCGUCGAAGCUCGGCUCCAAAAAUGCAUCCACACGCCCAACCGUCGGCUCAACGCUCGACGCGAGCGCGCUGA
Messenger RNA from Ostreococcus tauri, 267 nucleotides. Its product is annotated as unnamed product. The transcript has a single exon. Lineage: Eukaryota; Viridiplantae; Chlorophyta; Mamiellophyceae; Mamiellales; Bathycoccaceae. The record is from RefSeq and is a predicted model, not a curated record. The coding region runs from base 1 to 267 and encodes 88 amino acids.